AUGCCGCCAGCAAAGAAGGAGUCCAAGGACAAGGACAAGAACACACAUAAACUUGCUCUGAAAGGCUCCUCCAAAACUGUCACAGAAUUUUUCGAAUACUGUAUCAACACAAUUCUGUNUUCAGCGUGGUGUUUAUCCACCAGAAGACUUUACAGCAGNUCAAGAAAUAUGGUCUUAACAUGCUGGNUCUCCCAAGAUGAUCAAGUCAAAGCAUACAUCAAGAAGAUCAUGUCACAACUGAACAAAUGGAUGCUCAAGUCAAAAAUCUCAAAACUCAUCAUUGUCAUCACCAGCAAAGAGACUGGCGAGCCUGUCGAGAGAUGGCAGUUUGACGUUANNGUCCAAAUAUUCGGCAAGGAGUCCAAGAAGAAGAGUUCAAGCAAGACCGUCGAUGAGAAUGCUGCCAGCACAACCGAGCAAGAACCUGAGAAGACCGACCAAGACGUACAACAAGAGAUCCAAUCCAUCUUCCGUCAAAUCACAGCUUCCGUUACCUUCCUACCCAUGCUCGAUGGCAACUGCACUUUCAACGUACUGGUUUAUGCCGACCAAGACUCAGAGGUGCCAUUGGAGUGGGGCGACAGUGAUGCCAAAGACAUUCAAGAUGCUGAGAAGGUGCAACUACGCAGCUUCUCCACCAACAACCACAAAGUCGAUACCCUUGUGAGCUACAGGUAUGCAAUAUUGUCACUGAGGCGGUCACAUGUCUUGCUUUGUACCUAUAUCUGA
Molecule: messenger RNA, 729 nt
Organism: Aureobasidium vineae
Lineage: Eukaryota; Fungi; Ascomycota; Dothideomycetes; Dothideales; Saccotheciaceae
Source: the annotation of a GenBank genome assembly